CCGGCGGGCGCGGGGCGCCGCAGCGCCCGUGCCGGGGCGGGCGCGCCCCGGCGCCGCGCGCGCGCUCGCGCCGAGGCACAGAUGUCCGGUGCUCCCGAGGAGGACGCCGGCGGCCAGCACUCCCUGGUGGAGCAGGUGAAGAGCCAGCAGCGGGCGUCGGGAGUCUUCAAAGCCCAGUGGCGCGCCUACUGCGACAAGAACGGCAGGGGGUUCUACGACCCUGCCAGGCAUACGGUGCCGUAUCUGGAGGAGUUCCUUGCGGCACACGCGCGCGGGGACCUGAAGGGCACGGAGGGCCAGCACCUCGCUGCGGGGGGCGCCGCCCGCGGCCGGAGCCGGAGCAGGAGCCGACCCAGCCCGCUGCGCCAGCGCCAGCAGUCCUCCGCCUCGGGCGGCAGCCGCAGCCAAGGCCGGCGCCGGCGGCGGAAGAAGCACCGCCGGGAGGGCGGGCGCCGCAGGCGGCGGCACGGGGGCGGCCACAAGAGCCGGCGGCACGGGCGCCACAAGCGCGGCGCGGCGCACCGCAAGGCCCGGCGCAGGCGCUCGCCCUCCGAGGGGAGCUCCUCGGAGGAGUCCGGCCUGUCGGGGCUGCCCUCCCGGGCCACGGCCAUCAAGGGCGCCCAGGCCGCCGUCGCCAGCGCCAAGAAGGCGGUGGAGGAGGCCAAGGCCGCGACGGCGGAGGAGGUCAAGAAGGCGGUGAAGGCAGCUGAAGAGGACCGCAAGAAGCAGCUGCCGGCGCUCAUCGAGAAAGCGCUGGAGGAGGGCGAGCGGGAGCUGAAGGCCAAGCUCGUCGACGUGGAGGCGAAGCUCGCCGAGGAGAAGAAGGCACGCAUGCAAGAGGCCGAGCAGAAGCUGGACAAGGCCAUCGAGGAGCGCCUCAAGGAGGC
Molecule: messenger RNA, 887 nt
Organism: Prorocentrum cordatum
Lineage: Eukaryota; Dinophyceae; Prorocentrales; Prorocentraceae
Source: the annotation of a GenBank genome assembly